This is a messenger RNA of Pungitius pungitius (ninespine stickleback), 2747 nucleotides long. Its product is annotated as glutamate dehydrogenase, mitochondrial-like. NCBI's taxonomy places the organism in Eukaryota, Metazoa, Chordata, Actinopteri, Perciformes, Gasterosteidae. The coding region runs from base 324 to 1958 and encodes 544 amino acids. The transcript is spliced from 13 exons. Gene Ontology annotation, biological process: L-glutamate catabolic process. The record is from RefSeq and is a predicted model, not a curated record. Gene Ontology annotation, cellular component: mitochondrion. Gene Ontology annotation, molecular function: L-glutamate dehydrogenase (NAD+) activity.
AUAAGAAAAAAAGCAAACGCGUCAGAGAUGUAACAUUCUCUUUCCAUAUCUGUUGUGUUCAAUUCGCUUCACUUCCUGUGUCUCGUAAUCGCGAGAAACGCGACUUUAACGGGUUUAAAGUGGCACGUUCCGCUAACGUGACGUCAUGACAGUGGAACUAGUUUGAAGAAGUCUCGUCGUGUCGGUUCUCGCUCGGGCUGAACUACGGCGGGAGGGAGGAGCCGCUUCCGCACCGCACGCGCUACAAGUGCUCGUUUUCACCCCCGAGAGCCUCCAGCGGUCCCCGGCACUCACCUCGGUAAACUCCGGUAAAAGCGACUGAAAUGUACCGGUACUUCGGAGGGCGGCUCUCCCGGGCAGCGGGCAGCGUCCUGGCUUCGGGUGUCUCCGCCGCCGACUCGGCUCUCCCCGCGUCCGCCUCCCUGCUGCGGCACCGCGGCUACAGCCAGGCCGCGGAUCGGGACGACGACCCGAACUUCUUCGCCAUGGUGGAGGGCUUCUUCGACCGCGGCGCCGCCAUGGUGGAGGACCAGCUGGUGGAGGGCCUGAGGAACCGGGAGAGCCCGGAGCAGAAGAGGAAGCGGGUCCGCGGGAUCCUGCGCAUCAUCAAGCCGUGUAACCACGUCCUGAGCGUCUGCUUCCCCAUCAAGAAGGACAACGGCGAGUGGGAGGUGAUCGAGGGCUACCGGGCCCAGCACAGCCAGCACCGGACACCCUGCAAGGGAGGGAUCCGGUACAGCAGCGACGUGUCUGUGGACGAGGUGAAAGCUUUGGCCUCGCUCAUGACCUACAAGUGUGCUGUAGUCGAUGUUCCGUUUGGUGGAGCCAAAGCUGGAGUGAAGAUCAACCCGAGGAACUACUCUGACAACGAGCUGGAGAAAAUAACCCGGAGGUUCACCAUCGAGCUCGCCAAGAAGGGCUUCAUCGGACCCGGCAUCGACGUUCCUGCUCCCGACAUGAGCACCGGGGAGAGGGAGAUGUCCUGGAUCGCAGACACCUACGCCACCACGCUGGGCCACAACGAUAUCAACGCCUACGCCUGCGUCACCGGGAAGCCCAUCAGCCAGGGGGGGAUCCACGGCCGCAUCUCCGCCACCGGCCGGGGGGUUUUCCACGGCAUCGAGAACUUCAUCAACGAGGCGGCUUACAUGAGCCAGCUGGGUCUGAGCCCCGGCUUCCAGGACAAGACCUUCAUCAUCCAGGGUUUGGGUAACGUGGGUCUUCACUCCAUGCGCUACCUUCACCGCUCGGGGGCAAAGUGCGUCGGCAUCGGGGAGAUGGACGGAAACAUCUGGAACCCCAACGGCAUCGACCCCAAAGAGCUGGAGGACUACAAACUGGAGCACGGGACCAUCGUCGGGUUCCCCAACGCAGCUCCGUACGAAGGACGCAUCCUGGAGGCGGACUGUGACAUCCUGAUCCCAGCGGCCAGCGAGAAGCAGCUGACCAAGAGCAACGCCCACCAGAUCAAGGCCAAGAUCAUCGCAGAGGGAGCCAACGGCCCGACGACGCCUGAAGCCGACCGCAUCUUCCUGGAGAGAAACGUCCUGGUGAUCCCGGACAUGUACCUGAAUGCGGGCGGGGUGACGGUGUCGUACUUCGAGUGGUUGAAGAAUCUGAACCACGUCAGUUACGGCCGGCUCACCUUCAAAUACGAGCGAGACUCAAACUACCACCUGCUGAUGUCUGUUCAGGAGAGUCUGGAGAGGAAGUUUGGGAAGCAUGGCGGCGCCAUCCCCAUCGUCCCCACCUCCGAGUUCCAGGCGCGGGUCGCUGGAGCUUCUGAGAAAGACAUCGUCCACUCUGGGUUAGCUUUCACCAUGGAGCGCUCUGCCAGGCAAAUCAUGAGGACAGCCAACAAGUACAACCUCGGUCUGGACUUGAGGACGGCGGCGUACGUCAACGCCAUCGAGAAGGUCUUCAAGGUGUACAACGAGGCCGGCCUCAUCUUGACCUAAAGACGCGUCUCUACUCGUCUCCUGAGCCUCUGGAGGACGUCUUCAACACAAAGUCCAGUGUUUACAGCUCUUUGAAUGUAUCUCUGUCGCCUCCUUCUUCAACCAAAGAACCUUCUGGUUUCACAGCUUUCGUCUUGUUUUUCUGACUCUGGGACCUGAACAUAAAGCCAUUGUUUGGAUUAUUGAUCUAUAUAGAUAUGUAAUCAGUGGUGAUUGAUCAAUAUCUGAUCUCAUGUGUCCACUUGGUGAAUGUUGUUACUCCUUGUGUUUACGUGGGACUGUUAAAGGGUUAUUAUGGGAUGUUGCCGUGUGUCACUUCAGUUAUGAUCUUGUAUCUUAUGUGUAACAUAAAGAGAGGAGACGAAUAAGCACUGAGCUACAAAUGAGGUCACAAGAGCCGCGUUGCCGUGACAACCGGUGUCAGCUUUUUAUCAUUUUCAUAAUCUAAAAGAUGUGAAAUGUGUCUCCUGAUCCCUUUGUCUUUUGGGACUAAAUCAAUUUUUACAACAAACGCGUUAAACAAUUUCUUUCUUUUUUUUUUAGGUCAGAAAUAAAUUAUUUUCAAGAAAAAAGUUAAGAAAAAACAAAUCUAUUUUUGAAUAUUCUUAAACGAGCUUUAAUCCCUGCAGUAACUUCAUAUUUUGUAUUUUUGAUUUCACUAACGUUUGCGUUGCCACGGUGACGCUGUGUUUCUCUUCGUCAGCUCUCGUUUGUUAAUCUUUUUUUAUGCCUCUAUUCAAAUGUUACAGCAGAAAUAAAGCACAAAUAAAAGUCACAUGGUCAAGUGUU